UCUCUAUUAUAUACCAAAAUGACUCCGAAUACCCCACUUUCUAAAAGGCUUUCGCUUCCCGACUUACAAAAACUAAAAGAAGAAUGGGAUAGACGAGAAGCAAUUCAGACAACAUCAAAUCAAAUACCUCCUGGAAAGCUUCAAAUUGACUUGUUAAAUGUUCGAAGUGAUGUUCCUGUAAAAAGACCUUUCAUAAGACUUCGUAUGGGAUCUCAACAUUAUUUUUCUUCAAAGUCAAAAGAUCCUAAUGGAAAUUGGAAUGAAGGCUUUUUAUUUACUAUUUCAUACCAUAAUCAACUAUUUGAUACGAUUGAACUUGAUUUGUAUGAUAAGGGUAAAACAUGGAGAUCAAAAACUAAACAUAUUGGUAAAGCCAAGUUAAAAAUUGCUAAACUAAAGAAUAGAGAUGAUGUCUUUAUCACCUUUAUACCAAUGUAUGAAUAUCACGUUAAAAGAUAUUUACCCGCUCAUAUUCAAUUACCACAUACAUUCUUAAAAUCACAUAUACCCAACAUGUCAAGAUAUUAUCAUCAUAAAAUAAGAAAGGAUCAUACACCAAUCACACCAAAUGAAGAAGAUGAUAUACCACCUCCUUAUCAAUUACAUCCAAGUCAUAGUCAACAUUCAAUGACACCUUAUAUUGGCUCCAUUCAAGUUAGAAUCCGUUAUUCAUUUCAAUAUCCUCAAGAAGAUAGUAAUCACUCUGAUACUUUAUCGGCCUUUCAUUUUAAUCCUAUUCUUUCUUCUACUACCUCUUCUUCUUCCUUCCUGACAACAUCCACUUCGAGAAAGAGUAGUAGUUGUCGUACAACAUCACAUGCUGUUUCAUCCAAUAGUAGCGAUAUAAGUUGCAGUACAGCAGAUGAAUGUGAAGGUUAUCAUGAUGCAGUAGAACCUCAUUUAAUCUUGGUUGAUCAUCUCACCACCGCAAGUCCUACUACACCUAAGCCUACAAAAACAAAUGUAAUCCCAGAGGAAACAGUUGAAAAUCUCUUUCAGCAGCGUAUUGACCUUGAUCAACAUCAUAUUUCCUUUCCACGAACAGAUGUUGAGACAAAGAAGAAGAAGAAAGGAGGAGAUAUGGAAUCCGAUACUGCCAGUAUUAAAAGUCAUAACUUUGGUGAUAAAAACUUUGCCUUCCGUUGGAUGAAUGAGACAUUUGAUGAAGUAGCUAUUUCGCAUCCGAGUUUAGAUCGUAUGAUUGGUAUGGUGGUCAGUCAGCAAACAAGAAUCUUAUUAAGAGCUGUAGUGAAGAUAUUUAAUGCAUUUGGUCAAGGGUUUAAAAUUACAAUUUUACAAUUAAUCUCUUCUUUAUCACUUUUGCAACAAUUUUAUGCUGAUAUUCCAAGAGCGCCACCUGCUGAAAAGGUGACAGAUUUAAAAUUCUUGGACGAGGCCUAUUAUUUUUUAGGACAUGCUAUUAUUGCAUAUGGUUGGCGUGGUAUAUCUUAUUUAGGUGAUUAUGCGAAAUAUUUAAAAGAUGUCAUGAAGACAAAGUCAAAUAAAGAAGCCAUUGUUAGAUACUUGAAAAUUCCUCAAAAAGAUUUGCUAGGUUAUGAAUAUGGAUUACGAAAGGGUGCUGUAUUUCAACCUAGUUAUUUUAUUUCUUAUGAUCAAGCACAUGAAGCAGUUGUAUUGGGUAUUCGAGGCACUUGGAGUUUAUAUGACUGUAUAACAGAUUUAGUAUGUGAAUAUCGACCUUGGAAAGGUGGUCUUGUUCAUGCCGGUAUGCUUGCCUCUGCACAAUGGCUAUUUACUACGAUUAUUCCUCAAAUUUAUCUUUACGUAAGCGAACAAACAGAAAGAAAUAAACGUCGUAUCUCUUCCUUUAUCAUCACAGGUCAUUCAUUAGGUGCAGGUACAGCAGCGAUUUUAACCAUGAUGGUGGUCGAGCACCUGGAUCAACUUCGUGAGCUCUCCCAGAACCCUCACUUUCGAGUUCACUGUUACAGUUAUGCACCUGUGGCCAGUGUCUCACAUGAUCUCUCUGAGAGAUACAGUGAUUACAUUGAUAGCUUUGUCUGUCAUGAUGAUCUCGUCGCUCGUCUCUCGUAUGGAACCGCUUCCUGUGCCAAAGAGCUCAUCAUGGACUCUCUUAUUGCUGUCGAUGGUCUUGGUGGUACGACCAAGGUCACGACGAACGCAAAGACCCGUAAAGAAUGUUUCAACAUCAUUCAGACACGACGUAAAGAAAUUUAUCAUGGUAAAGAGCCACGAUAUCCAUUAUUAUAUGUCCCCGGUACCGUCUACCAAUUUCGAAGAGCCUCUAAUCAAAAGCGACCUAUAGAGAAACAACAACAACAACAGCAAAGACGAUUUCCAAUACCUCCCUUUUCAAGUCAAUCAGAACCUGUCUUAUCAACGACACAACAUAAAGAAGAUCCCUCCUUUAGUUUGCAUCGUUCUUCUCCUAUGAUUUCAGAAGAGGUCUUGAUCUCAAAGACUUGCUUAGAAGAUCAUAUGGUCGUCACGUAUCUAACAGCCUUUCAAACUGUACGUCAAGAUUGUAUGCGUCAAAGACAAAAGGCUGAAAGUGUUAUUUCCAUUUGA
Molecule: messenger RNA, 2550 nt
Organism: Cokeromyces recurvatus
Lineage: Eukaryota; Fungi; Mucoromycota; Mucoromycetes; Mucorales; Mucoraceae
Exons: 9
Coding region: 19-2550 (843 amino acids)
Biological process (GO): lipid metabolic process
Source: RefSeq, a predicted model, not a curated record